AUGUUCAGAAAAGGCUUCCCAAUUUUAGCCUCUGACAGUUAUCUUGAAGAAAAAAGUUACUCAGUUCUCAGCCAACAGAACUUGCAAAGGAGGUUUGAAAGCGCACAUAAUAGCAGGUUUAAGUUUCCUAGCAGUCACAAUAUACCCAACCAUACUGAGGAUACAGCAACUCUCAAAAUGGACAAGCUGGGAAAGGCUUCUGGAUUCAGGAGAAAUACUUCAGUUAGGUCUUGGGAACAAGCAGCCGCACCUCUGGGGCAACCAACUUCAGCUCCAUCUGUGUCUUUCAGCAGCACCCAACCCAGAAGACCUGUUGUUGCACAGCUGGCUACUCAGGCCUGGGCAGACAAGCAGGCAGCACUGCAGAAGGACCAGGUUCAACAGGAUAAGGUUUGGAGAGAGUCUGUGGAGGCCGAACAGAGAGGAAGAAAACUCUGGCACCAGAACUGGAGUUUCUUAAAGGACUAUGACCAAUUGGGUAAGAAAAAGGAGCAGAAGCCACUGCCAAACUAUAUGUCUGUGUUCUCAAGCGAAGUUCCCAACUCAGCCAACCAAGUUAUUGGCAGUCGGAUGAAUACUGAACUUGGCAGGGCUCUGGUAAACAUGGAUUACUUCUUCAGCAGUGGAGCACGGAAGAGGAAACUUGAGGGUGAUCUCCAGGUUUCCUAGUGCUUCGGUAAAAAUAUA
Molecule: messenger RNA, 687 nt
Organism: Dryobates pubescens (Downy woodpecker)
Lineage: Eukaryota; Metazoa; Chordata; Aves; Piciformes; Picidae
Gene: CIMIP5
Product: chromosome 3 C2orf50 homolog
Exons: 4
Coding region: 1-669 (222 amino acids)
Source: RefSeq, a predicted model, not a curated record